CACUCAGAUAAAGUCACUGCUAGCUUACUGUAGAGGGCCAGGCUCUUAAUCUUGCCUAGCCAGUAUGCAGGGAGCAUUUGGGGUACAAUUGACAAUUAGAGAUUGUGAAUAUCGCCGUGACUCAGAUAUCUGGUGGCAAGCGGCUGUGUGGAGCGUCUCUGCUGCCUCAGGUUACUUGUGAAAAGGUGCCCGUGUUACCACACCAAAGGCUGCAGCUUCUACAGCCAACAGAUCUCAUUGCAACUGCACAGAAAACUUGGAAGCUGGAAGGUUGGAUAUCCAAAGGUGUGAAUUCUUUCCAGAAGGAAUGUUGUCAUCGAACUCUAUAUAAGAAGGAAGAAGAAUAACUUUAAACAGAAAGUGAGCAACAUGUCACACAAAGGAUCCUACGAGCUCCAGAAGGACCCUUCCUCACCCAGAGGCAUUGAGGGUCACUUCAGUGAUGAAGAGGAAGAUGACUUGGACAGAACUCUGGAAGUGGCGAGUUAUGAGGACGUAAACUUUGAAACCGAAGAGUCUAAAUUGAAUGAUGAUGAUGAUCUUAAUUACCUUCGUGACCUAAUUGCCUGCAGCCCCCAAGUACCUUCCACUGAUAGUCAGGAAGAGAAGACAGAACCUGGGGACCAGCUAUCCCCUGAUGAGCCAAGUCCAAAGCCUCAUCAGAAGUUCACUCCCAAGCAACGUACUGAUGAUUCUGGCAAAGACAAAACACUUCUCCAAAAGGAUCCCAAAGCGAGUCAUCCUCCUCAGUCUGAGAAACAUGCCAAAGAAUUUGGAGAAGAUGCCUUUAGCAAGGUAUUUGUUGAAAUGAAUGAACUAAUGAAGGAUGGAGACCAAUAUUACUGGAAGGAAAGAGGGCGAUGGAUCAAGUAUGAGGAGAAUUUGGAUCUGGACACAAACCGUUGGAGUCAACCACAUGUCCCUUGUCUCAGCUUCAGGAGUCUCCUGGAAGUACAAAUGGUGAUCAAAAAUGGUGCUGUCUUACUGGGCCUGAAGGAAAUCACAAUUCAUGGGAUUAGUCUUCAAAUAAUAGAAGGGAUGCUAGCCAAAGAUCAGAUAAGGGCCAACAUGAAAACAACUCUGUUGAAUACCUUGCUCUCAAAACACAGGCACCAAUAUGAUGAAGCCAUUCAAUACAAGCAGAGGACUCAAGACAUUGAAACACAAGGCAAAGAGGAACAUCAUAAGAGGCAUCACUCGGAAAUAAUGGACAAAAUUCCAGAAAACACAGAAGGAACCUUAGUUCUUGUUGGUUGUUUGGAAUCACUGACUUGCCCAGCAAUGGCCUUUGUGCGUUUGGAGGAGGCCGUUUGUUUGGAGUCAGUCCUGGAGGUUUCCAUCCCUACCCGAUUCAUCGUAGUAUUCCUGGCACCCAAAACUUCCAACAUGGACUAUCAUGAAAUUGGGCGGUCAUUUUCAACUUUAAUGUCAGACAAGAUUUUCCGCCAAGUUGCAUACGAAGCAAAGGAUCCCUGUGAUCUGCUGGAUGGUAUCCGAGAGGUUCUGGACUACAGCAUUGUCAUUUCACCAACAGAAAUCCAGGAUGCAGAACAACUAAAAUAUGUGACACCUUUCCAGCGGGAAAUGCUUUUGAAGAGGAAGAAACUGAAGGAUGACAAGUUGAUGAAAACAGCUCAGCAAUCACAGACAGUUCCUAUCAGACCAGCACCACCUGUUGAUGAUGAUCCUCUCAAGAGAACCAGGAAGCCAUUUGGAGGUUUGUUCCGAGAUAUCAAACGUCGCUAUCCCAAAUAUCUGAGCGACAUCAAGGAUGCCCUGAAUCCUCAAUGUUUGGCUGCAAUUAUCUUCAUUUAUUUUGCUGCCUUGACUCCUGCCAUCACCUUUGGAGGUCUCCUUGAGGAGAAGACGAGGGGUAACAUGGGUGUUUCAGAGCUGAUUGUUUCCACAGCAAUUCAAGGAGUCAUCUUCUCUCUAAUAGGUGCUCAGCCUCUGCUUAUUUUGGGUUUCUCUGGUCCACUUUUAGUGUUUGAGGAAGCCUAUUUUAAAUUCUGUGAAAAUAUUGGUGUCAAUUACUUGGCCGGUCGUAUAUGGGUUGGAUUAUGGAUGAUUAUUAUCGUCCUUCUUCUCGUUGCCUUUGAAGGCAGCUUCCUGGUUCGAUUCAUUUCUCGAUUUACGCAGGAAAUAUUUUCCAUCUUAAUCUCCCUCAUUUUCAUCUACGAAACCUUUAACAAGCUAUUUCAGAUUUUUAAAAGCCACCCUUUGAUGGAGCAUUACAACACAAGUGUGCCUGAUGCAAAUAACAAGUAUGAAAAACAUCCUCAACCUAAUACAGCUCUUCUGUCCCUUGUGCUAAUGUUUGGAACCUUCACUAUUGCCAUUUUUCUAAGACAGUUGAAAACCAGUCAAUUUUUCCCAGGAGCUAUCCGACGUGUGAUUGGUGAUUUUGGAGUCCCCAUUGCCAUCCUUACCAUGGUGCUAGUAGAUUUCUUCAUUAAGGACACCUACACACAGAAACUCAAUGUUCCUGAUGGUCUUCAGGUGACAAACUACAAUAACAGAACUUGGUUUAUCCACCCUCUAAAUGAUAUACCUUUAUGGGUAAUACCUGCCUCAGCUAUUCCAGCCAUGCUGAUUUUUAUUCUUAUCUUCAUGGAAUCUCAGAUAACAACCCUCAUUGUUAGUAAGCCAGAUCGGAAAAUGGUGAAAGGUUCUGGAUUCCACUUGGACUUACUGCUGAUUGUGCUAAUGGGAGGGAUCAGUUCCCUUUUUGGAGUGCCUUGGCUCAGUGCAACAACUGUGAGGACCGUCACUCACUGCAAUGCCCUUACUGUGAUGAGCAAAUCUGUUCCACCAGGCCACAAGCCCCAGAUUCAAGAAGUUAAGGAGCAGAGAAUAACUGGAUUUGCUGUUGCCAUUCUAAUCGGCCUGUCUAUUUUGAUUGGAAAUAUUUUGCGGAAUAUCCCACUUGCUGCGCUAUUUGGAAUCUUUUUGUACAUGGGAGUGACAUCUUUAAGUGGAAUCCAGUUGUUUGAUCGUUUACUACUGCUGUUCAUCCCACCUAAGUAUCACCCAGACAUUGCCUACACACGUAAAGUCCGUACCAGGCGUAUGCACAUCUUUACUUUGAUUCAGUUAAUCUGCAUUGCCAUUCUGUGGGCAAUCAAUAAAUCCAGAUUUUCAUUGGCUUUCCCUUUCAUUCUCAUUCUUACCGUCCCCCUCAGAAUGUUUGCGCUUACCAGGAUCUUCUCAGCAUUAGAGAUGAAAUGUCUGGAUGGAGAUGAAGUGGAACCUAUAUUUGAUGAGAAAACAGGCAAAGAUGUUUACGAUGAGAUACCAAUGCCAUCUUAAAGGAAUCCAGACUCAUUGCGGACGUAACUGUUAGCAAAACGUAGUUUAAGAAACAACAGAAGCAUUCAAUGUUGUCUUACAUAUUUUUCCUUGUGAAUUAAUGAAAAUAUGCACAAUAGCCAAAAGGGGGAGUGAGUUUCAAAGUUGUACAGUUGUCAAAACACAAUAUUAUCCCAGUCCUUGGGGCUAAAUGAAGUCAUACUGUUGUCAUGGUAACUUGAUAUGAAUGGACAUCCUUACUUUUAAAACGAGAAACAGAAUAGACUAGAUGACAAAAGUACAACUUUUAGCCCUUUACCCAAAAUUCCUGAAGUUUUACAUGAAUACCAGAGAAAUAUGAAACACAUAUUGCUUGUUUCAUGUGUCACAUGUGAAACGUUGUUCACUGUUCUGGUCCCAAUUCUAUAAUAAUAUUACUGCAGCUUCAAAUAACAAUGCUAAAUGCUUUUGCUGUUAUACUUCUAACCCUUUUAUCUCAAAUUUAUUAAAUUACAUUCCAACACACAAAUGUAAUUCCUGAAAAUUAUAAUUAUUUUUUUAACUUGAGCUUAUAUGGGGUUUCCUAGGCCCCAAUACUUGUAGGGAGGGAUUUGAUGGUGUGGUGUGUAUUUCUGGUAGGGCAGGGUUGGAGGAGUAAGCUAGAAAGUCAGGAGAUGGGGGUUCUGUUUAAUUAAAUAACAAGUUUUUUUAAAAUAUAUUUUGCUAUUUUUUACCUGUCAAACAGCCACAUUGACAGCAGGAAUGCUCUCUACAGAGGCCAUAACAGGGGACUACAUUCACUACGUUCAGCAAACAGAAAAACGUAUUUUGGCUAGGUGUGCUGGGAGGAUGGGGUUAGGGAGGGAAUAAAUUAGUGUUGAGCUGCCCAUUGUGAGGGAGUUUGGAAAAGGGGAGGUGUAGGGAUCAGGAAAUCUCAAAAGUUGGUGGUGGGGGGAGUCAGGGAGAACGCCAAACCAGGUAUCAGCUGAGCGUAGGAUAAACAAGAAUUAUUGUAGGUUGGUGUGUGGGGAAGAGGGUCAGUCAGAAUUGGGUUAACAAUUGGGAGAGAAAAGUAAACAGCAACUACCGAACAUUGUUGGGGAGUUGUGAAGUCCGACUGUUAAUAUGGAGUAAGAACAGUAAACAAUGCAAGUUUGGGUUAUUAGGGUUGCGGGGGGUGAUCAUAACGGAAGAUUGAAGGGAGGGAGGACAAAGUUCUCUUAUACCUCGUGGUCAACAAAUAGCUUAUAAAGAGAACAUAACAGUGGAAUUAUGCUCUAUCCUUAACAAACCUGGUUAAGGAUUUGUCUCUUCAGAGCAGGUUUCUGGAUGUUCCCAAAUUUCCACUGAAAUUGAACGAAUAUGUUCUUGAAGUUGAGAAAUUGGUUUCCAAGCUUAGCCAAUCCUCCCCUGCCCAUGAAUUGGAACAGAUCAAAAUCCACAUCACCCUCACCCCAACUUCAUCAAUAUGCAUGAUUCUGAGUGAUUAGCAACAAUUUAGUUACUGAAAUUCUUUUGAGGAAUCUAUUCUUCAGGCUUCUUAAAAUAAAUAUGCUGAUCAAUGAUUUAUAUAAGUGGCUGAAUUCAAAGGAAUGUAGUUCCUGGUUCUUUCAAGUAUUUUAACCUUGAAGUGCUAUAUUUUAGUAACAAUAAUUACUAGUUAAGGUGCCAGAAUCCUUUGUGUGUGUUUUAUUUUUGCAGUACUAACAGCGCUCAGUUUUGC
Mobula hypostoma (lesser devil ray) is the source of this 5011-nucleotide messenger RNA. Its product is annotated as anion exchange protein 2-like. The transcript has 23 exons. Bases 370 to 3309 code for a protein of 979 amino acids. Gene Ontology annotation, cellular component: basolateral plasma membrane; plasma membrane. Gene Ontology annotation, biological process: regulation of intracellular pH; transmembrane transport; monoatomic anion transport. Lineage: Eukaryota; Metazoa; Chordata; Chondrichthyes; Myliobatiformes; Myliobatidae. The record is from RefSeq and is a predicted model, not a curated record. Gene Ontology annotation, molecular function: monoatomic anion transmembrane transporter activity; solute:inorganic anion antiporter activity; bicarbonate transmembrane transporter activity.